GACUUCAGUGAAGUCUCUGGAGGUCACUUGCAGUGUCUGAAGUUGAUUUCCACUUUUAAUCAGAGCUCCGCAAAGUUAACAGAGGUGGAAAUGGUGAUGGCUUCUGAACCUUGCUCCCAGUUGCUGCAAGGAUUAAAGAACAUCAUUAACCAGGUAGUGCACAGUGCUUUAAGUAGACAAAGACACACAGGUCACAUCACAGAGAGCACUGAAUCAUCACAGAGUCAUCAUCCACAGAGAACACCAUGCGCACAUCUCACGAUGAAACGAAUAAAGGAUUCCCCAGAUCUCAAAACCAAAUUUAUUGGAUUAAAAGGGAAGCCAAUAACAUCCUGGGAGGAAAAAAUAGGUAUAGCACACACAAUAGAAAUGUCACACAACCAAGGCUUACUGAAAAUCAAGCACCAUGGCCUGUACUACAUCUAUGCCCAGAUCCUAUUUCGAUAUCAUGCAGAAAAUCCAAUAAGCACAGAAGAGUAUCAGUUAGUUCAAUACGUCUACUGGAAAACAGCCAACUACCGCAAACCACAUUUGAUCUUGAAGGGUGCCGGCACCUGGUGCUCUGGAAACCAUAACUUGUACUCUGUUUAUCUGGGAGGGGUAUUCAAUCUGCACCGAGGCGAUGAAAUAUUUGUGACUGUAUCGAAUAUCUCAUUAGUAGAUGCCGAUGAGACAUCCAGUUACUUGGGAGCAUUCAAACUGAAUUAAGUUGAGUGCUUUUUGUGCAUCGUGGCACUUUUACCAGAUCUUCAUAUACGUUAUGGUAUACAAUAUAAUACAGUAAACUUUCCACUUAAACAGCAUGUCAGGAGGACAUCUCGCUUGGCUGGGCAUCCAUGCUCUCUGUCGUAUAAGAUCUCGCUUACACUGUCCACCCCUUUUAUAGUGUGUACAGUUAAACUAUCUUGUUUGCUACUUUUGAAUACAAUGCAAUACAAAAUUAUAUUUGUAUAUCGUCU
Molecule: messenger RNA, 959 nt
Organism: Callorhinchus milii (elephant shark)
Lineage: Eukaryota; Metazoa; Chordata; Chondrichthyes; Chimaeriformes; Callorhinchidae
Gene: tnfsf11
Product: TNF superfamily member 11
Exons: 5
Coding region: 91-708 (205 amino acids)
Biological process (GO): immune response
Cellular component (GO): membrane
Molecular function (GO): tumor necrosis factor receptor binding
Source: RefSeq, a predicted model, not a curated record